AUGUCGCUCAGGUUCUACAAGACGCCCGGUGCCGAGCGGCCAUGGCGUCCGCCGGUCAUGGAUGAGGACUGCCGAAGGUAUCGUCGCCGGACAAAAAGGAGCAACAAAUGGAUCCCGCCCAGGUUGGCUUUUGAGGAAAUAAUCAGGAACAACACGGCAUCGCCCUGCUCGUUGAACGACUUCAUGGACUACCUCGUCUACGUCGAGCAAGAUGCCGAACCGCUACAGUUCUUUCUCUGGUAUUGCGGUUAUGUUCAGACUUGGACUUCACUUUCGCCAGAGGAACGUGCUCUUGCGCCAAGCUGGGACCCGGACCGUGGCAAGAAGCUCACUUCGAAACAACGAAGGGCGAAGAACUCGAGCAAAGUGAGCAACAUCCUGGAGAUACUCGACGAGGAGAGCAACCAUACAAACACGGCUGCGUCGGGGAAACACAGCCGAGCUGAGUCUGCGGCGACCAACUUUUCUCGCCCGGGAGCAACUUACGCAAGGGGGAGUGAGAAGGAGGUGGAGGUGACAGUAUCUGAGCCUUCAAUGGCAUCUUCUCAACCUUUUCGCUCCGAUAUCACCACUAUCGUGAACCAUUACAUCAACCCUAACGCUCCGCGCCGGCUCAACCUCACCAAAGACGAUCGCAACGCCGUACUCACAGCGGCAGCCUCCACGACACAUCCCUCUGCCCUUCUCCCAGCUUUCGAGAAAGCCGAGGCCCUCCUCCGCGGAAAGCUGCACCCAAACUUCAUCCGCCACAACAUUUCCAACACGAACCCUAUCGCCACACAACUUCUCCGGUUCCUCGGCCUCAUCCUGUUCGUUCUCGGGAUCGGCCUUGAUAUCGCGCUGAUUCUCUCUUCCGUCUCGCGGUACUACCGUCUCCUCUCCGCGCCGUUGAUAUUCUCAGGUCUGGCGAUCUUGGUAGCUGCCCUAGAUGGUGUUUCUUUAUCCCUCCACCUCACGCACAGACGACACGUCCGGCCGUGGGAAGUACCCGAUCUGGAAUCUGGGACAGGGGCCGACAAGCGGCACCGUCGAGCCGCGACCUCCGAGAGCGUCUCCGGGGCGGUCGACCCGCUCCGCAAGCCGACGUUGCAGACCUUAGGCCCCGAGAACGUUUUUUUGAACGAGGAAUGGGUCGCCACGUACGAGAGCCGGUCGCUUUGGCGACGCGUGUUUGAGCGCAGCAUCGUCAGCCGAAACAAGUAUCUCCGCAUCCUUCAAGAUGGUGUUGUUGCAGGAGCGGCAUUAUGGGCUGCGGACGUGCUCUUGAAGUCCAAGACGCCAGCUCAUCCGGCUGUAGAACGCGGCUACGUAUCUGCGGAAGAGCUCCCAACGUCAAACCAUCCCCUCGGCAAGGAGGUCUGCGUGAACGCGGGGCAGUCCAUCGGCACCAUUACGGAAACGUUCAACACCCCUUGCCACCUUCGACCUUUCCCUUUCGAAUACGCCCAUGAUCUAUCUUUGAUCAAACUCAAAAGACCCGGUAACCAGGUGGACCUGCUCAAUAAGCAACAGCCCUUCGGGGUUCCGGUUAUCGAUGGGUGGGCCAGCGUUUCCGAUGUGCUCGAAGGCAAGCCGCUCUUCGUGACUUCACAAGAUACAUAUCCCCAACACGACGUAAGGAAAGCUCUUGCUGAGGGAACGCAGUAUCUUUGGGAUAGCGAGAAUCUCGAACAGUCGGUCAGUCUUAUGUGGAAAGUCGAAGAUAUCGCCGGUGUCUCUCAGGCAGCUUCAAGACUCCGCACUGGUGCUCGUCACUUCUCUGGGAUUAUUCUCUGCGUGGGCUGCCCCGCUGACAAGACUGCGAAGGCCAUCGCUUUUCAGAACUUCGAAAUACCCUGGCCAACACCCCCUGGAACCGCUGAUCCAGCUCAAAAGGAGAGGAAUAAGCCCAAAAUCGCCUGCGGUUUUCUGUUGCCCGCCUUCCUCACUCGUGAUUGCACCAUCGAAUACGAGAGAAACGACGAAGGCAGCGGCACCGAGUUAGCAUAA
Colletotrichum karsti is the source of this 1989-nucleotide messenger RNA. RefSeq lists its product as uncharacterized. Bases 1 to 1989 code for a protein of 662 amino acids. The transcript has 4 exons. The record is from RefSeq and is a predicted model, not a curated record. Lineage: Eukaryota; Fungi; Ascomycota; Sordariomycetes; Glomerellales; Glomerellaceae.